Sphaerodactylus townsendi is the source of this 5365-nucleotide messenger RNA. RefSeq names its product X-linked retinitis pigmentosa GTPase regulator-like. Lineage: Eukaryota; Metazoa; Chordata; Lepidosauria; Squamata; Sphaerodactylidae. Gene Ontology annotation, cellular component: endoplasmic reticulum. The record is from RefSeq and is a predicted model, not a curated record. Gene Ontology annotation, biological process: peptidyl-cysteine oxidation. Gene Ontology annotation, molecular function: protein disulfide isomerase activity.
AUGCAAAUUGUGCAAUGUUUGCAAGUGUUGAAUACCUGCUAUCAGAAACCGAGGAAAGUAGGAGCCGAGGAAAGUAUGUACAGAAGCCGAGGAAAUGUGGGCGUGUCUCCCUUUUCCCAGCAGCGCUGGUUCUCCCUCCACUUUGUCCAUCCCUGUUUGCAGCUUACCAAAGAUGCCAGUUGGGAAGCGAACCGGCUGCCUUUGUCUCGUCUCCAAGAGGCAGCCAAUCAGGGCACAACGAGUCCGUUGCUUAGCAACUAUUCCUCCUCGCUUGAUGAGCCCGAGCGCCUGCGCUGUCCGUUGGAGGGCGGGAUUAAAGGGCGGCUUCCUCUUCCGGAGGGUCGCUGGCCGGACGCGCCGGUUCCUGUCGGUAUGGUGGCCACGGACAGAGAGCGUCGUAGCCUCCUGUGGGCAACCGCUGCUGCAUUUAUCCUAACUGUCAAUGCGUCUUUCGUGGAAGACUUAGAUGACUCGUUUAAAGAAAACCGUAAAGAUGAUGUUUGGCUUGUAGAUUUUUAUGCACCUUGGUGUGGUCACUGCAAGAAACUGGAGCCAGUAUGGAAUGAAGUUGGUAAAGAGAUGAAAAGCAUUGGGUCUCCUGUUAAAGUUGGAAAAAUGGAUGCAACUUCAUAUUCUGGCAUUGCCUCUGAGUUUGGAGUUCGAGGCUAUCCAACAAUUAAGCUAUUGAAAGGCGACUUGGCGUACAAUUAUAGAGGAUCUAGGACCAAAGAUGACAUUAUUGAGUUUGCAAACAGAGUAGCGGGGCCUAUUAUUCGACCUCUCCCCAGCCAGCAGAUGUUUGAACAUGUGCAGAAGAGGCACCGGGUACUUUUUGUGUAUGUUGGUGGGGAAUCUCCAUUAAAGGAAAAAUACAUAGAAGUUGCUUCCGAACUAAUUGUUUAUACAUACUUUUUUUCUGCCUCAGAAGAUGUACUACCUGAGCAUGUGACUCUUCCUGAAAUGCCAGCUGUUCUAGUUUUUAAAGAUGGAACUUACUUUGUAUAUGAUGGUAAGUUGAGAGCUGUGAAGGGGGAAAAAAUCUACCAGUGUAUUCUGGGCCAGUACAUCAUUUCCAGGGAUACCCCAGAAGUGACACAGGUUUUAAAACCAGAAAAAGUAAAAUUAGCUGCAUGUGGGAGAAAUCACACCUUGAUUUGUACAGAACAAGGAAGAGUGUACGCUGCCGGAGGAAACAGUGAAGGGCAGUUGGGAUUAAAUGACACUGAGGAAAGAAGCACAUUUCAUCAUGUUAGUUUUUUUACCAAGCAGCACAAGAUCAAACAGCUGGCAGCUGGAUCCUACACUUCAGCAGCACUUACUGAGGAUGGACAGCUUUUUAUGUGGGGAGAUAACUCUGAAGGACAAAUUGGCUUGGCUGAUGAAACAAAUGUGUGUUUUCCUCACCAAGUGGAUGUUGGAAAACCUGUUUCCUGGAUUUCUUGUGGAUAUUACCACUCCGCCUUGAUAACACGAGAUGGUGAACUGUAUACUUUCGGGGAGCCUGAAAAUGGAAAGUUAGGCUUGUCACCUGAGCAACUGAAAAACAACAGGAUUCCUCAAUUUGUUUCUGGAAUUUCUGGAAGGGUUAAUAAGGUCGCCUGUGGAGGAGGACAUACGGUGGCUCUUGCAGAAGGAAAUGUCUACACCCCAGGAUAAUAGUAAUAUGGACGAAAGCGGACACGCGGCCAUUUAUUUAUUUUUGAAACUUCUGAACCAAAGAUUGUAGAUCUAGGGAGGCAUAAAAUCUGUAACGUAGCAAGUGGGGAAAAUCACACAGCUUUGAUAACAGAGAAUGGUCUUAUGUAUACCUUCGGAGAUGGACGGCAUGGCAAGUUAGGACUUGGUGAAGAAAAUUACACAAAUCAAUUCGUACCUACAUUAUGUGCUAAUUUUUUGAGGUUCAGUGUACAUUCGGCUGCUUGUGGUGGUUGCCACAUGCUGGUUUUUGCCACACCAAGGCCCAAUGACUCAGAAGAAACCAGUGUACUAGACUUAAAUGAACACGGCUUGUCUGCUACAGUUACGGAAUUGGACAGAGAUUCAUUAGUAAUAAACACCUUGCAUCGAACGUUAUCUGCACGUGUGCGACGAAGAGAGAGGGAAAAAUCACCCGAACAAUUUGAUCGAUUGGUACGAACAUUUCCGCCUCUUGGAGAAGGUUCCCCAAAGCCUGCGUCUGGUGUCUUGAGCAAUACUGUCCCACUCGGUGUACCCACUGCAAACCUUCCACGCUCAGGGGCAGAUAAUACAAAUGAAGACAACGAAUCUGCUGUGGACGACAGAACAGGAGAUGAGAAAGAGGAGAGUGAGGGUGAAGAGGAAGGUUCAACAGAUGAUGAUUCAAAUGAAGGUAGAAACCUUGGGGACACCACAGAUAUUUUAAAUAUGACUCACGUGAUGAAACUGGAUUCCAGUGACCGGUCAUUACAGUUAACACCAGUUCAAAAACAAAAGAAGAAAAAUAAAAAUGUGAAAUUGAAUAGUUAUGGAAGUGUAGAGGAUCUUACCCAAGUUCAGGAAUGUUUGAAAUCGGGUUACGCGUCGCCUCAGGUGGAAACUGAACAUUCAAGUUUAUUUAGAAAGGAAGAAAAGAGCUGUUACGAUGCUUUUGUAAGGAGAAUUGAAACUGGUAAGAAAAAUGCCAAAAGUAAAUCAGAGCAGGUUGUUAACGUUAGCGGACUGAAACCUGACACUCACCAGACUAUUAAAGAUGAAUUUAAACUAGGAAAAAGGAAAAAAAAGGAUAAAAAUUCUGGUCAGUACCAAGAAGCAGUGCCAGCAACAGGUAUGAUUGACAACUUGGGGCAGUUAUCUGUGGAUUUUCAGAAAAACAAAGCAGAGGCUAGGUUAGUAAAAUGUGACAAAGAUGAAAAUAUACACGAACAAAUGAAAGAAAGCCGUGAAGGACACAAAGGAUUCAAAAACAAGGAAAAAAUUAUGAAACAAAUAGCAGUGACUCGGUCGUCAUCUUCAAGUGAGGAAACAAAUAAUGGCUCGGCAACCUGUGUUCUUCAGAUGAACCAGUAUAAUUAUGAUAAAAUGAGGAAAAGAGAAAUGGAUGUAGACAGCAGAAAUAUAAAAUGGCAAGAGCAACGAUAUGCCUGUAAAGCAAGUCUUGAAGACAUCAGUAUGAAAGGGUACAAGGAAAACAAGACAAACGUAUCUGAUGCAUCAGAUAAGGAUGCUCAAGUAGAAGAAGAAGAUGUAGAAAAUGAGGACGAGACUGAAAAAGCUAACAAUGAGAAAGUUGACAGUGAAUUAAAUGAGACUGGUGAAGAAAAUAAAGAAGAUGCCACCAUAGCCAUUGAUAAAAAUGAUGAAGGUGAAAAACAUAAAUUGCAAUAUGGCAUUAAGAGGGAGCACAGACUGAAGAAGCACAUGAAAGGGAACUUUCAAAUAAUAAGGUCUGAGAGAAGUGACACGGGAGAUGAGGUACAAGAGGAGGAGACGCAGCGUGUAGAUGAGAGACUGAAGGAAGACAAAACUGAAAGCAGAGAAGAGAGUGAAUUUCUGGAAACAAUUAAGGCAGAACAAGAGACUCGAUGGGUUGAAGAUAAAGACAACGUGAGCAAGGGUGACAAAGACGAAGAAAAGGGGGACAAGAGUAAUGAGUGGAGGGGCGAGGAAGAUGAAACAAGGGGAGAUGAUGAAGAAGAAGGAGAAGGGGAGGAAGAGGAAGAGGAGGAAGAAGGGGAAGAAACUGAAGAGGAAGCUGAGGAGGAGGGAGGAAUGGAAGAAAUUGUGGAAGAAGAAGAAGAAGAAGGGGAGGAGGAAGGCCAAGAUGAAGAAGAGACUGACAGCAAAGCAGAAGUGGAAGAAGAAGAUGAACAGAAUGAGGAGGAGGGGGAGGAAGAAGAAGAAGAAGAAGAAGAGGAAGAAGAAGAGGAAGAAGAAGAGGAAGAAGAAGAGGAAGAAGAAGAACAGGAGGAUGAGGAAGAAGAAGAAGAAGUGGAGGAGGAAGAAGAGGAGGAGGUGGAAGUGGAAGAGGAGGAGGAGGAAGAAGAGAGGGAGGAGGAGGAGGAAGGCGAAGAGAAGGAUGCAGAAGAGGAGGGAGAAGCAGAGGAAGAAGAGGAGGGGGAGGAGCAGGAGGGGGAAGUGGAAGAGGAGGAGGAGGAGGAGGACCAAAGAGAAGAGGAAGAAAAUGAGUAUGCAGAACUGGGAGAAGUAAGAAGAAAAACCAAAGUUAAUGAAUUUCCAGAAAAGAAAAGGGAUGAAAAAGAGCCAACGGAUCAUAAAAUCAAAACUUUGAAACAUAGUAUGGUGUCAAAACAGCAUGUUAAUGGAUUACAGCAUUCCCAACAGUUUUGGAAUAAUGUUUUAGCUCAUUAUUUGACACUAAAAUAGCACUAAAGUGACGCUAAAAUAGUGCCGGUUAUUUGAAAUGGGUGUUUUGUUCAAGAAACUGUUCUUCUAUGGCAGUAUUUAUUUUUUACAUUUUAUAUUUAAAAGUUUGAUUAAAAAACGUAAAACACAUAAAACAUAGUAGGAUUUCAAAGGGUUACCUUAAAAUCCAGCUUUCUAAAGCACAUUAUAGGCAUUCCUACACUGGUAUAAAUGUGCCAGUACGAGAUGCACGCCACGUUCUCCAACGUAAAUCCAAGUGAUGUGAUUUGCAAGCCACUUUAUUUUUAAUGUCUCCAAUGGUACAAUAGUAGUUUUUACUUGUCUGUGUAGUCAGCAAAGCAGUUUUAGUGUAGUGUUAAGCACUCAUUAAUGAUGAAGGGGUUUUUCAUCUCGAGGAGUGCCUUUUAUAGCAAAAAAAAAUUGCUACAGCGUGCCUUUAUGAACAAGGCAACUUUAUUUUAUGGUGAAGCUUUUCUGUCUUUCAAACACUUGUGAUUGGUUGCCCUUUCUCUUUCCCAAAGAGAGAGAGAGAGAGAGAGAUAAACUUGUGUGUGCAGUUUCUAUUACAUUGCCUUUGCAGUCUGGGUAGCUCAUAUGUGCAGCUUUUUGGACUGCACAAAGCAGCGAGGAGAUUGUUGUAUACGGCCUAUGAUAGAGCAACAUGGAACCAUAUUGUGUUUAUAUCAAUGCCAGUACCAAAGAAAUUGAAACGCAGGUGCAUGUAUUACAGCAGAUCAUUAAACGCGCACAGGUAAUUCAGCAAGGACUAUAUUGGGAAAUCAUUAGCUUUGUAACAUGGAUGAAUGGGUUAUCCUCUUCAGCUGAGAGGGCUCUAACAGGAGUUGCUUUUUCAGUUUUUGUGGUAAUAUCUGUAUUUAUAUUUAUUCUAGAGUGCCUAUGUUGUUGCAAAUUACGUGCCUAAGAAAGCACUAAGGCAGUGAUGGCGAACCUAUGGCACGAGUGCCAGAGGUGGCACUCAGAGCCUUCUCUGUGGGCAUGCGCGCACAGAGUUCAUCAUGGG